This is a messenger RNA of Coniophora puteana RWD-64-598 SS2, 5541 nucleotides long. Its product is annotated as peptidase C19 ubiquitin carboxyl-terminal hydrolase 2. Bases 132 to 4337 code for a protein of 1401 amino acids. Lineage: Eukaryota; Fungi; Basidiomycota; Agaricomycetes; Boletales; Coniophoraceae. The transcript is spliced from 9 exons. Gene Ontology annotation, biological process: protein deubiquitination. Gene Ontology annotation, cellular component: cytosol; nucleus. The record is from RefSeq and is a predicted model, not a curated record. Gene Ontology annotation, molecular function: cysteine-type endopeptidase activity; cysteine-type deubiquitinase activity.
CCCUCCGCCUCACCCCUUCGCUUCCCCCUCGUUGAUCCACCUACCUUACCAUUAAUCUAUUUGCGCAUACACCCGGCUAAACCACUCACACUCGGACGCACACUCUUUCUCUCACCGCUGCCUUCUUCAACAUGCCCAAGCAGAAGCAGCCCACACCCCAAGAACUCUACUGGGCCCGCAAGGAGCGCGAGGAGGCAGAGAAGAACGCCCGCCUGCCUCCAGGGCUCUUCAACCAUGGCAACACCUGCUUCAUGAACUCCGUCCUCCAGGGCCUUAUCGCAACCCAGUACCUCGCGGAGCUCGUCCGAUUCCAACCCCUGCCUGAGAACGUCCUCCGCACCGCCCAGACCUCGAUCAUCUCGCAGCGAUCGCCCGAGCUCACGAAUGCACACGGCCACGCUGGGAUAUACGAGCAGGCCUAUUCUAAUGAGAUGCCUCUGGGCGACAUAUUUGUUGCGCUCAUGCUCAGGGCGUGGGGCGUGCAAGAGAGGCGGGUGAAGGAGAGCAUGAGUCCCAGGGACGUGCUGCAGCUGCUGGGGCAAAAGUACGACCAAUACCUCGACUUCCGGCAGCAGGAUGCCCACGAGUUUCUGCGCCAGCUGCUCGAUGCGAUGCGCAUGGAGGAGGUCGACGUCAUCAAGAAGCGGCAGCCCCCGCCACAGUCGAAGGGAAAGGGAAAGGCGAGCCAGACUGGCUCGUCCACGACGCCCUCAACGCCCGAGAUCAAGCCGCUCGGGCUGUCAUCGCCCCGCCUCCGCGCCCCGUCCCCUCUGUCGCAAGUCACCACUACCUCGUCCGUCGAGCCCGGGGAUUCAGCUUCCCAUUCUCAGCCGCAGCCUGUCCCUCGACCACCGCCACCACCCCUCCCUUCGGACGCACCCGAACACCAAGGUACAUCCGACGCAUCCCGAAAUAGCCUAUCAGCAUCAACAUCAACAUCAUCGGCGGCAGACGCUAGCUCGCACCCGUCCCAAGACGACCUGGAGCACGACGAAGAAGCAGAAAACCUGAUCCCCUUCGUGGACAUGCUCUUCGGCGGGCGCCUCGCGAGCAUCCUCGUCUGCCAGACGUGCAAGCACGUCUCGCACGUGUACGAGGACUUCAACGACCUCAGUCUCUCGCUCAAGCCGGAGGACUACGUGCGCGAGCGCAAGCGCGAUCGGUUCAAGCAGCUCGCGAAGAAGCUGAGGCAUAUCUCUGGCAGCGCGCUUGGCGUUGGAUCGUCUUCUUUGGCUUCUGCCGCUGUGAUUGGGACUGGCAACGGGGCUGCGGGCGCGACACCCGGUCCCGGUCCUGGUUUUGCUUCAGGUGCGGCACCGGGGUCGGAGCUAGAGCCGAUAGCGUCGGGGCCCCGUACACCGGUACUAUCGAUGCCCCUUCCGAUUACACUCUCGGCUCCGCGGUCGUCGUCCGUGCCUGCGACGCCCAGUAGGGGCGACGCGCUGGAUAGCCCCGAGGGUGCGCUCGAGGAUAGUGCGCCGCGGCGGAAGAGCGUGGACUUGUCGGUCGUCGAUGUCCCUCUGGGGAGCGACGACGAGCGGGCACCGUCGCCCCCGCCACGGCGGCUGCCUCCGCCGCUCAGAUCGGCGAGUCUCGCUGCAGGGAUGACGCCUGUUACGAUGUCGCCAUCGCCGCGCGGGAGAGCGGGGGCGGAGGGUGGAGGUGGGAUUUUGUUCUCGCCGCCUGGACUAGGGGUUCCGUCGGAUAAAGAUGUGCAUGUUGGGUUUGAUCUGCCGAGCGGCGGCGCUGUUGCACCGCGGGACAAGGAGAAAGAGAAGAAACCCAAGGACAAGGACAAGGAUAAAGAUAAGGAUAAGGAUAAAGAGGACGACGGCUGGUCGCGCUUCGGCCGGCGCAUCAGCGUCUCGAUGAAGCGCCGCCCGCGCCAGACGGACAAGGACAAGGACCACAAAGACAAGAAAUCGUCGCGCGAUCGCGACCGCAGCCACGACGCGAACGGCGGCAGGCGGGGCAGCAGCGUGACGUCGACGCCGCUCCUCGGGCCGCAGCGGGAGGAGACGGACGAGGAGUGGGCGCAGUUCUCGCCCAUCCCCGGGCCUGCUGCGCCCCUUCGAGCUCUAGCGGAUGGUACGAUCUCUCCGGACGGGCUGAGGUCCCCCGAGCUGCAUGUGCGUGUGGACCCGCCGAGUGUGGCGGCGGUGAGCGAUAGGUUGCAGGCGAAGCUGGUGGCUGCUAGCCCGGGCUAUGGGAAUGUUAAUGCCAAUGGCACCGGACCAUCGCCAUCGCCCGCGCUGUCGCCGUCGCCCGCGCCCUCUGGCCCAUCGACACCGCGAUUCCCGCUGCUCGGCCGGCCCGAGACGCCGGCGAAGCAGUCAUCGAAGCGGCACGAGAGGCACAAGAUGAGCGCGGGGGAGGCUGCGUAUCUGCGCGAUAUUCUGGCGGACGUGCCGGCGCCCGGGCAUGGGUUUUCGUUCUUUGGGAAGCAUCAUCAUCAUUUACACCAUCACCACCAUCAUCAUCAUCAUCACUCGGGGACUCCAGAAGGUGGCGGCGGGUCUGACUCCAGUGGCGGGGCGGAAGGGGGUGGAGGCGGGGGAAAGGCGAGCGCGGUGCCGGGGUUUAGCAGUGCGGGUGCGAAUCUGUUUCUCAAGGCGGGCGCGGGCGGGCAUGUUAGUGGGAUUGAGGAGUGUUUGAGGUUGUUUACGGGCGUGGAGGUGUUGGAUGGGGAGAAUAAGGUGGGGUGUCAUCGGUGUUGGAAGAUCGCGAAUGGGAGCUAUAGGCCGAGGACGAGGGAGAGGAUGGAUGAGGAUUCGUGUUCGGAUAGUGAGGAGGAGCGCGAGAGGGAGAGGGAAAGGGAAAGAAGAAGGGAGGAUGAUACGAGGGCGAGGCUGAGGGAGAAGGAAAGAGAAAGGGAGAGGGAACACCAAAGAGCGAGGGAGAAGGCGGGUACAACUGCGAUGGCUAUCAGCGCGAACGGGCGGGGAGGUGGGACCGCGAACGUGAACAGGUCGCCUGGGGCGCUGACGGCGAGCUCGCGAUCGAGCUCGACGUCUUCCCUGCUCGCCACAACGGAGGGCGGCACAACCGUGACCAGCACCACGACGCUCCCUCAGUCCGAACUUGCAGCUACGCCCAGCCCCGUGUCUUCCAAGGACCUUACCACCCCACGGCCGUCCCGGAUCGAAAGCGCGCCCUCCUCUCCCUCCCCACCAAUGCACAUCCCGCUCCCCAUCCCGACCAUCUCGACCACCGCGCCCGAAUCGCCCGGCUUGCUCGAACUGCCUCCCGGCGUAGAUGCAGGCGAUGGCGAUGGCCCACCGACCGCGCGUCCAGCGCCGUUCGCGCGCAGCGACACCCACACGUCGCUGCAGUCGCUCGCGUCCUCCGUGUCGAGCGCGUCGUCCAGGCUCAGCGCACCGCGCGUCCGCCGGCGAACCGUGAGCUCCGGCGAGAGCGAGAGCGAGGCGGAGAGCGAGACGUCUGCGAGCGCGAGCGGGUACUCGGACGUGAGCGCGGUCGCGUCGCCGAGCGCGUCGAGGGAGGACUUGACGCCGCAUCCGUCGAUGCGGUUUUUUGGGCGGGACGGUGACGGUAAUGUGGGACCGCCGGCGCCGGUGUCGACGCUUUCUACGGGCACGGUGCGCGCGUCGGAGGUCAACGGAGAGCGCUUCUAUCCCCGUAGCAAGGGCAGUAGCGACGGGCAUGCCCGCGCCCACGCGCCCGCGCCGGUACCGCGCAUCCCGCGCUCGAAGCAGGUGAUCAUGCGCGCGGCGUACAAGCGCUACCUGAUCGCGACGCCGCCGCCGGUGCUCGUCGUGCACCUGAAGCGCUUCCAGCAGAUCGCCAAGAGUCCGUCGCCGUUUGCAUCGUUUGCGAGCGGGUUCAAGAAGCUCGAUGAGUUUGUUGCGUUUCCGGAGCAUCUUGAUCUCGCGCCGUAUCUUGCACCGAGGAAGGAGGCAUAUGGGCCUGCUGCUGGUGUCGGAGGGAAUGGCAACGGGAAGGAGAAGGAGAAGGAGCAGAUGAGGGGGCGGGGCGGGAAGGGCGCGAGGGAGCGGUGCAUGUAUCGGCUGUAUGCGGUUGUGGUGCAUAUUGGGAAUAUGUUAGGUGGGCACUACAUCGCAUACACGGCCCUCCCGCCCUCGGAGAGCAACGGCAGCGGCAGCGGCAAGUUAGUCUCUGCCAGUUCCAGCAGCGAUGCAGUCAGUGAAAGCACCAGCGAGCCGGCGGUGUCUUCAGCAUCGACACCAGCGACGCAGCCGCAACCGAAGGUGCAGAAACGGCAGUGGGCAUAUAUCAGCGACACAACCGUGCGGCUAGCCUCGCUCGAGGAGGUGCUGAAGAGCAAGGCGUACCUGUGCAUGUAUGAGCGGAUUUGAUGUCCCGUCGAACUCGAUGUUGUAUUCUCUUACCUUUACUCCGCUUCGUUCUUAUUUCGUUCUAAUGUUGGAGUUUUCCCUUUUCGCUUGGACUCGGCGUCGCAGUAGUAUGGACAGUUACCUAGAUUUUGUAGCUUAUCGCAUUUGGAUGGACCCUGUUAUUUGUCUUUUGGCUGGUCGUACAGCGCGGUUUCUUACAUAGUAUUAAUUGUUCUUGUUGUAGGCUUGGAUGUAACCUAUAUCCCAAUUCAUUGUAGAAAGCAUGUAAAGUAAUACUGGCACUGUUACUGCGUAACCAACUUGUCGGUAGCAUCCACUAUUUCACAGCUUGACGUAGAGAUCCACAGGCCUUCGAAAACCGCCCUCGCCCGUCGCACCGAGGUGCCUCGCCUCGUCAAACCCGAGUCCACGCAGCAUCUUGCCAAAGUCCUCCGGCUUGCACUGCAGGCCCCUGGCGUUCUCGCGCAGCGUCGCGUCCAUCUUGCGCGCCUUGGCGUACGUGUCCCACGGCUGCGGCUCGACGACGAACGUUCCGCCCGUCCGCAGGGCAGCGUGAACGCGGGCGAAGAACCGGCGCAGGCCGGCGUCGCCGGCGUUGAGGUGGAUCCAUUUGGUUAUCGAGAAAGCGAGAAUGAUGUCGUAUGGUCCUGCUGCGUCCUCUGGGAUGUCGUCCUGCACCCAGUCCGCGGUGCGGAAGGUGACGUUGAAUGGGAACGUCCUUGUGUGUGCAGUUGGACAACCUGCUUCGCUUACAUCGUCGGAGGACUUUAUGCUCGGAUUUGGAAUGGGGAGAGGUCCGUGCAUGUGCUCGCACGACGCGGGGAAGAAGCCGACCACGUCCAGGAUGUCUGGCUCGGGUGCUGGCGGUUCCUUCUGCUUCUUUGCGCGUUUCUUCGGCCUGUCGUGACCAUUUUCACCUGAAGCCGCAUUGUAUGACGGCGCCGAUGAAGCGACAGCAUCAGGUGGUGCUUGAAGAGACCAGACUGUCCUCCGCCGUCUCCAGGCAGCACGGAUGAGCGAGUCGUCGAUAUCGACCCCUACGACUUCGGACGCGCCAAAAGUCUGAGCAAUCUCGCAGGUGACCCACCCCUCGUUGCAGCCUACGUCGAGCACGCGUUUACCCGUGAAGAAGUCCUGCGGGAGGAGCGCAAGACGCGGAUCGCGGUGCGAAGGUCGCUUUGAGUAGUACCCAUGAUAGUUGCCG